UGGCGAAUAACACACUGACGUAUCGUCAUGUUACCGUUUUCGCACCGACGAAUAGGGCCUUUCAAAAGUACAAUGGUAGCAAGAGCAACUUGGUUCUCUAUCAUAUGUCGAACCUACCGCUAACGAUCGAACGAUUAGGACUAUCGGUUUCGUCCGAAUUAGAUGGUAAUCCGCCAUUAUGGGUAACAAGAAGACCAGGGCCAACCGGUGAAGAGGAGGUUUUCAUAAACAACGCUAAAAUCUUAAAACAACAUAGCAACUUUCAAUCGAAAAUCAAAGUCAAUGGUGAUACGAAAACGCAGGUUUUGCACGUUAUAGAUGAAGUAUUGGAACCAGUACGUUCGAUAUCACCGGAAUCGCCGAUCUACAAUCCCGAUGCCUUUCAAUUUAUAAAUCAAAGUGAAAACUUUAAUAUGGGCAAUCAUCGUGUUAGGACCUUCCGACAGAGGAUCGUCAUAGAGAAAAAAGAGGGUAUCUUUACGGCCGACGGGCGUUACACAUUUUUCAUACCCGUCGACGAAGGAUUUAAGCCGGAGCCCAGGCCACAGAAAGUUGACCAUCUUGUAAUCGAUGGACACGUGAUACCCAAUCAUAUUCUUUUCACCGUACCAACCCCCGAGAACGUUUAUUACGAGACUCUUGUUUUUUCUGAUAACCUCAAGGUUACCGUUAGUUUUCUCAUGGAACAUAACAAAGUAUACGUCAAGUCUAAUACGAUCGUUGGCGACGCAUCUCACCACACUGGGGUCGUGUUAGCCGAAAUCGUUAAGCCUAAUAUACCAGUACGAAACGGCGUGAUCCAUUUGAUCCAACGGCCGUUAAUGGUGAUCGACAGUACCGUGAAGGACUUCCUCGAGUCCUUCAAGGAAAAGGAGGACGGUCCUGUAUACAAAUUUUACGAGACCAUUCGGGAUUUCGGCGACGACAUUAUGACGACCAUAAGCAGACUCCAUGAUGUAACACUAUUCGCACCUAGCAAUGCGGCACUCGAAGAACCUGGUGUACAACAUAUAUUGCAGGAUAAAAGGCGAGUUAAGGAGAUCCUAAACUUGCAUUACGUCAAACAGAGAUUACCAUUGGAAAAAAUUCAAAACAAGAGUAUCAGUCAGGCACAAGCUGGGAUACCUACUGCCGCCGAUAGGAAGAAACUUUAUUUCAACGUUGUACAAGGACCGGCAGGAAAUCAAACAAUUACAGUCGAGGGUGGUGGCGUAAAUGCUACAGUAGUUACCGCAAACAUCGCAGCGACCAAUGGAAUUAUUCAUAUUAUCGAUAGGGUCCUAGGUGUACCAUAUACCACCGUUUUCGACAAACUAAGAACCGAUCCUAUGUUGAACUCCACUUAUUUCUUGGGCCAACGACGUGGUUUUAACGAGCAACUUAACGAUACGACGAAACGUUUCACUUAUUUCGCACCGAGAGAACAAGCCUGGUCCGGUGCCAACAUCAGUUAUCCGUCUACAAUUAAAAAACUUUUCAUGCAAGACUUCAGCUAUCACACCAAACAAAUAUUGGAACGACAUCUCGUUGUUGCCGAUCAAGUAUACACGAUGGCUAAAUUAAGGGAAAUGAGUAUCAACGAUAGUGUCACCCUAACUUCUGCGAGGGAUACAUUGAAACUUCGCGUAAAGGAAUUAACCGAAAUACGUUUAGGUGACGACGAAAACUCUAUCAAUCCAGUGAUUUUCGGUUACCAAAUUGAAUGGGAAGGGAAAUGGAUUCGAGUAUUUCGUCACGACGUCGAAUGUACCAAUGGAAUAAUUCACGUGAUCGAUGGUGUAUUUUUAAAGGACAGCGACGUCAGAGUUACGGGCGAUGCUUCAUUGGCCAGCUUCGCGCCCCAUCUUAUAAUAUUCUUGAUAGCCAAGUGGCUCUUGUAAACGCCGAAAAUAUAAUACGACGAGAAGAUCAAAAGAACAAAGCAAAACGGGAAAAACAAAAAAAAAGAAAAAAAAAAAAGAAAGGGAAAAAAAGGAAAUAAAAUAAAAUAAAAUGAAAUAAAAUGAAAGAAAGGAAGGGGGGAAAAGAAAAAAAAAAGGAUAUAAAAUAAAAAGGGGAGAUUUAAGAAAUCUCCAUUUAGAAAUAAAUCGUUUGGAGCGUCUCCGAUCGUCUUCGAUGAGCCAAGGAAACGAACGACGCCGACAACGACGACAACGACGACGACAACGACAAUGACGACGACAAUUGACGACAAUGACGACGAUCGACGAUCGACGACGACGACGAUCCAUCCGAUAGCUUUUUUUGCUAAGCGAUUCUUGCGAUGCUAAAAAAAAAAAAAAAAAAGAAAAAAAAAAGAAACAAAACACGAACACAAAUCUCCUUCACACACGACAAAAAGGAUCUCAUCGUCGAUUUCGUUUGGCUCCCUUUUAAUCUCCAACGUGGUUAGCUUCGUCCUCGUCGUCAAGUUUAUCCAAUAAUUAUUAUAAAGAUCGAAGUGUGUUUCUUCGUCGGCAUCGAUCAUGAUCCAUCAUCUUUAUUAUCAUCAACGUCAUCGUCACAAUCAUCGUCACAAUUAUCAACGUCGAUGUCAUCAUCAUUAUCGUGAUCAUCGUCAUCAUCAUCAUCAUCAUCAUCGUCAUCAUCGUCAUCGUCAACGUCAUCGUCAUCGUCAACGUCAUCGUCAUCGUCAACGUCAUCGUCAUCGUCAUCAUUAUCGUCUUAUUUCUCUUCUAUCUUUUUUUUUCAUAAUUUGAAUGAACGACGACGACGACCGACCGAAAGAGAUCAGAUCGACGAGAAGAAGGAUCGGCGACGCAAUCCUACGAACACAACCACAUAAUUAUAAUCCUCGACUCGACUUCGGCUCGUAUUCUUUUAAGCCACUAAGCUAAA
This is a messenger RNA of Vespa mandarinia (Asian giant hornet), 2838 nucleotides long. RefSeq names its product fasciclin 1 Fas1 domain-containing (gene Fas1). Gene Ontology annotation, cellular component: extracellular matrix. Lineage: Eukaryota; Metazoa; Arthropoda; Insecta; Hymenoptera; Vespidae. Gene Ontology annotation, molecular function: cell adhesion molecule binding. The record is from RefSeq and is a predicted model, not a curated record. Gene Ontology annotation, biological process: cell adhesion; extracellular matrix organization.